AUGAAAGUCGAUCAAGCUGAUUUGCGUUGGAUGUGUCCGCUCGAGUGGCUGGCAUUCGAAACGACCACCGAGGUUGAAGAUCACGACCGUAUUGAAGGCCAGGAGGACGCCGUAGCAGCGUUGACUUAUGGCCUGUCGGUGCCUUGUGACCAGCAGCAUAUCUAUGUGCGGGGCAUGAAUGGUAUCGGCCGUAUGAGUUUGUUGACGCAGUUAGCGAAGGAUAUGCAACCCUUCUGCGCGCCCGUGUCGGAUAAAGUUUUUGUACAUAAUUUUGUUCAGCCAACCAAGCCAGUUUUGAUCGAAUUGCCGCGCGGCAAAGCCCCUCAGUUUGCAGACCUGAUGGUGCGCUUUACCAAUUUUGUCCGCGAUGAGCUGAAGAAGUAUCUCAACUCUGAUGGCCUGCGCAGCCGGCGCAAUAAAGUGCAGGAGGAAGCGCAACAGGCGAUGCAGCGCCUGGGCGCACCAUUUGAAGACUCUAUGCGUGAACAGGGGCUUGUGCUUGUGCCCAUGGAAGCGGGUGGCGUGAUGGUCCCUUCAAUCUUGCCGGUGAUCGAUGACAAGCCGGUGAAUUCUGUUGAGUUCAGUGAAUUACGCCGUACCGGUAAGCUGUCGGAUGAAGAGGCUGAAAAAAUCAUGGCGAAAAUCGGCAGCGCCAGUGAGGUACUGAGCGAAGUCACGGAGAAAGUUCAGGAAGUCCAGGAAAAGUAUGCGGAGCAGCUUCAACAACUGGUUAGACAGGAAGCCAGGGAUAUCGUGCAUCGGCGACUGCAGGUCAUCAAUAACAUUGCGCCGGAUGAAAAGCUGGCCAGGUUUCUGGUCGACGUUGAAGAAGACCUGGUCACCAAGCGUCUGGCAGAGCUGGAAAACCCGGCCUUAUCUCAACUGUACAGCGUUAACGUCAUUGCCACCCACGCGGACGACGAAGAGAUCCCAAUAGUGAUCGCGGGAAAUACAUCGGUACAACACUUGCUCGGAUCGGUACCACAUCACUUUACGCCUAGUGGUGCGAUGUACAGCGAUCACACAAUGAUUCAGGGCGGAUCGCUGAUCGCCGCAGAUGGCGGCUACCUGUUUGUUGAGGUUCGGGAUUUGUUGGAAGAGCCGGGUGCAUGGCUGCAACUGACCCGGGCGUUGCGAUCACGUGAAGUCGAUCUCUCCGCUCAGGAAUUCUCACCAAUAACAAGUGGGGCGACGUUAGCGCCACAGCCCAUACCGAUUCAGGUCAAAGUGGUACUGUUAGGCGAUUAUUACACCCACCAGAUGCUGGAUGCCUAUGAUCCACGUUUUGGCGAGUUGUUCAAAAUCCUUGCUGAUUUCGAUGAUUCAAUGCCGCGUACGCAGCAGAGUGUGGCUAUCUUUGCCAGUGUUGUCGCUAAAAUUGUUAAAAAGCGCGAUCUGUUGCCACUGACCGCGACUGGCGUGGCGCUGGUGGCGGAACAUAGCGUCCGGAUCGCGGGACAGAAAGACCGCAUAUCGGUGCGUUUUGGUCGCAUCGGCGACAUUCUCCGCGAGGCGGACUGGGUUGCCCGGCGCCGUAACGGUGAAACCAUCACCAGAGAGGAUGUUGCCAAGGCGAUCGAGUCGGGUCGACAGCGCUCAGAUCUGUCUGUGCGUCGAUUUCGCCGUAUGAUUAAAAACGGUGACAUCAACAUCCACGUAACAGGCGAGCGUACGGGGCAGAUCAAUGGUCUGGCAGUGUCACGCACCGGGCCGCUGACCUACGGAUUUCCAGCCAGAAUCACAGCGUCUGUAGGUGCGGGUACUCAAGGCACAAUCAACAUAGAACGGGAAGCUAAUCUCUCCGGCAGUAUUCAUACCAAAGGUUUCAGCAUCGUUGAUGGCGUAAUGAGACGCCUGAUCAGAGUCGAUCAUCUGAUGGCAUUCACCGGUUCAAUUGCGUUCGAACAGAGUUAUGGGGGUAUCGAUGGUGAUUCCGCAUCGUGCGCAGAACUGUGCGUAUUGCUCAGUGCAUUGUCCGAAGUACCGCUGCGACAGGAUCUGGCGAUAACCGGCGCGAUAGAUCAGCAAGGCAACGUACUGCCCAUCGGUGGUGCCACGGAAAAAAUCGAAGGCUUCUAUGCCACCUGCAAAGACCUGGGUAUCACAGGUAGCCAGGGUGUGAUUAUUCCUCAAUCAAACGUGGGGGAUCUGGCACUGAGUGAAGAGCUUGUGGAGGCUGCUGAACGGGGCGAAUUUACAGUGUACAGCGUUUCAAACGUAUACGAAGCGCUGAGCCUGUUGAGUGGCAAACAGGAACAACCAAGAGGUGCUGAUGGUUACGCAGCUGGAUCGUUGCUGGCCAUGGCAGAAGAGCGCGUUACAGCCUACUGGCGACUUUUAUCAAUCAAAAGCAGUACUGACCCUGAUCCACAAGGGGUUUAG
Molecule: messenger RNA, 2382 nt
Organism: Symbiodinium necroappetens
Lineage: Eukaryota; Dinophyceae; Suessiales; Symbiodiniaceae
Source: the annotation of a GenBank genome assembly